AAUGCUGAACGUUAAGCAGGUAAUAAUUUUUCAGGACUUGGGUAUGUCCCGACCUGGAGACAAAACCUAUUGCCUUCCUCAUCUGGGCGAACGCUUAACAUACUUUACGAUCUUACUGACUGGGAACACAUGUUUUAAGUUUCGGUUGUACUUUAAAAAGUUUGACAGCGUUGCUGUGCGAAAAAUAGGUUUAAAAGCUGUAUGUAGUAGUUUGAUAUUUGUUUGUUCAACAGAUUAAGCAAGGCUUACAAAUAGUGAGUUAUACACAUGGCUUUAUAUACAUGAAUCACGUGAGCAAGCUGAAGAUUAAGGUUGAUGCUCUGUGAAGAGAUGCCUUGAUUAACGAACUUCGACUAAAUUCUUUUAUUAGCUCUCAUGAAUGUUAACCAUGGGCCAUGCGUGUAAAUGUGUUAGUAAUGGUGUAUAUCUUUAUUAUGAGGCUCUGUGAAGCAGUCAACAGUCGGAAUUCGGGAUGGAAUGAUCUAAUUGAAGUGAUCAUAGAUUUUAAGGGAAAAGGUGAUAUGUGCUCCACGGACAAAUGGUGGAAGAAGUGUUAAGUCUGCCAUUGUUAUUCUUCAGAUUGAAUGCAAUGGCAUAUGUCGUGUUACCAAUUUCCGGACUUUAAUUGGUUCCGUUAUCAGAAUCUCCCUCUACGUCUCCAGAACGCUUGUACGUAAAAGAAACGGCAACCCACGCUAUUAGAAACCAGAACAAUAUCCUCAGAACUAUUAUGAUUUGUCACCAAGGGCCUAUAGGGUAGGUUAUUUGUCAUGUAAAGGUUAUAUUUGCUGAUGUGUCAUGCUAUUCUAUGGUGAAUUUAUCGAAAUGCCAGCUAUGUAAGCAGUGAAAUGUAACGUAUAAAUUCUAGUUUCGUUUUACACUAAUUUUAGAGCUUCCGGAAUUAUAUUGCCUGAAUGUAACGAUAGUUUCUGUAAUCUUUCAGUUUUUACUCUGUUCUCAUCUAACAUGGAAUUUGGGCAGCGUCUACUGUGAUUGAUUCUGUGAAAUAAAGAACAAUAAAGAACUUUUGUACCCAGAUGUUAUUUUGAUUGCUGAGUCUUCAGUACAGCAUAUAUGAUGUGAACGCUGAUCUGCUGUAGCAAGAAUUCCCUGCAGAUAGGGCGUAAGGAUUGUACUGCUUCCCCAUUGCAUGAUCGGUCGUCCAGCUGGCACCCAGAUCCGGUGUAACAUUUUGGGGGCUCGUCCGGGAUCCGAGGUGCAGUGGUUGGUUGACAAGAAGGAGAAACUAGCCAAGGAGGAUGUGGUGGAUAACCUGGAUUGGGUUGGAGCGGUCAAAAUGGUUAACCAAUGGUUGGAUACUGCCCUAACGACGGAAGAAGGUGGCACGACAGAAAUACUGCUGUUGGGCGACGCCUUACCCCAUUUCUUCGAAGUUAAGAAAGAGGCCAACAUCAAGAAGGAGGUCAACGUUGAGAUGGAGGACCAAACUGGUGAGAAAGCAACAGAGACAGUUAAGAAAGAAGAGGAUGCCUACACUUAAACUGGGUUGAUAAGGCGAGACUUUAAAAUUGUUUGCCAGUUGACAAACGACAAGGGGUCAAGUCUGACCGUUGUAAGUUUGAUACGGCAGCUUGAAUCUGGAUCCCGCAAGGGAUAUAAGGAUUUUGAACUGGUGUAAGUUGGGAAAGGCUAUUGAUCCCAGCAUGUCCCUUAGAGGCUAUCUUGAGGGCCGAACAGACUUGACAUUCGUGAAGCUGAGGCGUAUUUUGCGGUCUCAUUUCCAAGAGAAGACCUCAUCUGCU
Molecule: messenger RNA, 1763 nt
Organism: Mizuhopecten yessoensis (Yesso scallop)
Lineage: Eukaryota; Metazoa; Mollusca; Bivalvia; Pectinida; Pectinidae
Exons: 2
Coding region: 1151-1501 (116 amino acids)
Source: RefSeq, a predicted model, not a curated record